UGUGUGUGUGUGUGUGUGCGUGUGGAGGAAAGGAGGAGACUGCUGCAACCUGAGACACACACACACGCGCACACGAUCUCAUCCCAUGCACGCUAGACUGAAACACAGGGAACUUUGAUUUGACGGUGAACAGGACGAUAAGGGCGCUGGGAGGCUCAGACGUGACGCGUGUCUGAGGUAUGAUGUCCUUGGACUCUGCUCAAUGAAGAUCUAUCGCUGUCUGUUCUCUCGUCAGUGUCGCUAAUGGGCCGCUUGGUUUGUGACUGCGCUCGGCUCGGCCGGCUGAACGUGAGGGCGGUGUGAGCGCAUUGUUUCCAGCCUCGCUUUGCAAGAGAGCGCCGGUCGUCUUCAGGCUGCCUGCCGGGAUGUCUGCAAUAUUUCGGUCUUUGUUUCUGGUCCUGUUCAGCCUCCUGUUGGUGGGUGCCCAGACGGAGAUGAAGAGGGUUGUGGGGGACAACGCCACCCUACCGUGCCACCAUCAGUUGUGGCAGUCCAACCCACAGACUCUUGACAUAGAGUGGCUACUGCAUAGACCUAACUCCAAACAGAAAGUGAUCAUCACCUUCUUCGCGGGUCAUGUUUACACCAACGAGGCAACUGGCAGUGAGGCCAGCCGUCUGUCUUUUGCUGGGGAGUACCUGAAUGGAGACGCCUCCCUGCUGAUCAGCGACCUGCUGCUGACCGACUCUGGGGAGUACUACUGUAAAGUCAAGACUGGGGGGAAGUACCACUGGAGCCAGGUCAACCUCAUUGUGCUGGUCAAGCCUUCAAAGCCGAGGUGCUGGAUGGACGGCAAACUCCUGGAGGGCAGUGACGUCAAGCUUAGCUGCAAGUCCAGCGAUGGUUCAGAGCCCAUCAACUACAAAUGGGAACGAGUGCUGGACAAGGGCAAGAGUCUGGGCAAACUGCCCAACCUGGCACUGAUAGAUCUGAAGAACCCAGAGAUAGUGACAUUGAGGAAUCUGACCAUGGACAGCACGGGCGUCUACAAGUGCACAGCCAGCAAUGACGUUGGAGAGGAAAACUGCAUCAUCGAGGUCACCAUGCAGCAUGUGAGGGAUGUGGGCAUGGUGGCAGGUGCUGUGGUGGGAAUAUCCCUCGGAGUUCUCAUUGUCAUUUUAAUCAUCUGGCUGGUCUUCCGGAAGAAGGAGAAGAAGAAGUAUGAGGAGGAGGAGACUCCCAAUGAGAUCAGGGAGGAUGCCGAAGCUCCCAAAGCCAAGCUGGUGAAGCCCAACUCCUUGUCUUCUUCCCGCUCUGGCAGCUCGCGCUCUGGAGCCUCGUCCACCCAGUCCAUGGUGCAUAACAGCGCCCAGCGUGGCCACCGCCCUCGUCCUCCUGCUGUGGCAGCCCUCAAGGAGAACGGUCAGCCCCCAGGCUUCCCCCAGCCCCCCCCGGCCUACUCCGCUGUGGUCCCACCCAAAACCCCGAGCCCCCCCACCACCCCCAAAUUCAACUCCAGGAACAUGUCUGGGCCCACACCACCCACCCUUAUGGUCCCCGCCCAGACCAAAGCCUUUCAAACUGUGUAGAACUGAAAGCCCCCCUCUCCUUUCUGCAACCCCGUGAGACCCCCAUUCACACCCAGUCCCCCAAUUGCCCCUUCUGAAAGACUAAGACUCUUACAUAAACAAACAAAUGCAACUCGUAAAAAGGAUGUAAUUAAAAGAAUCAAUACUAUAAGUCUAAAAGUACUUUUAAUGAAUGCAUACUUAAAAAGGGAAAAUAAGACAUGCUUGCCCCCCCCCACUGAAUUACAUAAAACAACAAAACAAAAAAGAAACAAGACCCAAAUGCGACGCUGUUCGUGUCUCUUGGCAAAAGGAAGAACAUCCUUUCUGUGUUUCUUCUUUCGAAUUUGGAAGGCGCAGGGAAAUGCCGUGU
Messenger RNA from Lampris incognitus (smalleye Pacific opah), 1881 nucleotides. It is a transcript of the gene clmpb, whose product is annotated as CXADR like membrane protein b. NCBI's taxonomy places the organism in Eukaryota, Metazoa, Chordata, Actinopteri, Lampriformes, Lampridae. The transcript is spliced from 7 exons. The record is from RefSeq and is a predicted model, not a curated record. Bases 366 to 1529 code for a protein of 387 amino acids. Gene Ontology annotation, cellular component: cytoplasmic microtubule; membrane; cell surface.